AUGUCCCCGAGAGGCUCCUCUGCUGCGUCCCCCUCCACUCACAGCCCUCGCAGCUCCACCACUGCCCCAUAUACCCGCCGCUCCUCCAGUCAACCAAAGUCCUCGCGUCAGCAGUUUUCUGCUUGCGGCGCGUGCCGCAUGCGAAGAGUUCGCUGCGACCUCAAGGACCUCCCUAUCAAUUCCCUGGGGCCCCAUCCCGCCUGUUCAAACUGCACAGAACGAGGAAUUAAAUGCGUCGACGAAUUCGCUGAUGUGAAAGCCGUGAAACUCCUCAGACGAGGUCGGCGCCUGCAGCAAGUCGAAGCGAUCUAUGGGAAGGUCGCUGACCAGGACGGAAACUCGUCCUCCACGAGUUCCGCCUCGAGGGCAUCAAGUAUCAUCCCAAUUCUCCACUCCGACUUCUUCACCUCACAAUUCUGGCGCUCGUUCGUCAUACAACGUCCCAUACUCGACUUACUAGAGUUCCCCGCUCGAUUUGCCGCCCAUUGCAAAGGGACUCGCCUUCUUGGAAACGAGGGCGGUCUAAUCGCAAUGAUGCUGGUCACUUGGGCGGCGUCAUUCGGUCUGGACGAACGGGGAAUGCCCCGCUCAGACGGCUCUCCCGUCGGCCCGCACGGUACACCAGAUACGUCCAGUUCUGAUGCGUCAGCACACCUGGGGACCAGCUUGCGCCAGCGAAAGAACAAGACGGAGGCCUUUCUGCGAGAAAUCAUGGAGCUCAUCGACCUCUAUGGCGUUUUGCGGCGCCCGACUUUAGACGGCCUUCGUGUUCUCUUACUGCUCCUUCCCCUCAUGGAGGAUGGACAGCCCCUCGAACGGUUAGCCAUUCAUGAAGCAGCCCUGUCACAAGUACAAGCACUCUGCGUGCUAUCUGCCUCUCAGUCGUCGAGUUUCGACGAUGCAUCAGUGCGCGCUAGGCUGUUCUGGUACGCCUAUACCCAAGAGGGCCUAAUCACAGGCAUUCGGGGCGGUCGUUUUGUCCUGGGCGGGGACGACUUGGAAACUUUCCAAAGGACAUUACCGCCGCUUAAUUUUGACAUGGGACCCUCCCCGCCAUCGCCACCCGCCAUCGAGCACGCGUCAGCCAUGGGCGGCUACUCUGCUGAGCCGUCACACUUCAGCGGCAAGGUGUUCGUGAACUUAAUGCACGCCGCUGCAACGCCGCUGGACCUCGGCAACGCCUGUCGAAAAAUCCAUACCGUGCUUACCGGUAUUAAGGCAACACGGAGGGCAGAGGACCACGGUGUCGUAGACGCUCACGGGAUGCGCGAAAUCUGGAGCGACCUGGACCGGUGCUGGCAAGAGCUUGACGCGAUGCUGGCCGCCCCGCUGGACCCUCACGGCAAUCCCCAGCGAAGGAUCGAGCUUAGGCAGUUUGUCAGUAGCUGGCGGAUCGUCAUCUUUGAAUGUCACAACGUUAUCCGUGAGGCCCUCAAACAGUUCAUCACGAAGCCCCCCUCCCAAGCCAUAUACUCGGCGUCUUCCCCUCCCCGCCCGUCGUCCUCGCACUCCUCGAAUUCGUCGCCAUAUUUAUCGCCCGAGCAUCUUCAUGGCAUUGCUUCACGGCGCUGCCUUGCUCUCCUGCCGCGUAUCAUCAGGAUAAUUCGCUCUCAUACAGCGAGAGAGAACAUAGAAUUCCAGGGACUUUUCCGGUGGGACGCAGGCUUGGUUCGGGACGGAUGCUUUUUUGCCGCCUAUCUCGCCGCCAGUGUGGAGGGAGAUUUAAUCGAAGUCUCUGAAGUCGACAGCCGGGAGGGCAUCGACGCCAAUCUCACCGUCGACGAGGCAGUUUCUGCUUGCCUCGAUGCUCUGUCGAGCAUGCAGUGGGCAUAUUCGAAGAGCGAAGAACGAGAAGAGACAGUCAGAAUGAUCUGGGAGGGCCGCAAUCUCCGCCGUCAAGAACAACAGCACCACGGGUCCCUCUACGACGCUGAUUACCCUCAAUCGGCGCCACCGACCAUCUCGCAAAUGCCUCUCAACCUCACCUCGCAUCACUCUGCACACCCCUCACUCGCACCGGGGGGAAUCCGACACAUGCUCCCUCCUAUCAACUUUAUGGCUCAGCGACGGGUCGAGUCGGCCCCGAGCUCAAGUGCCAGUCCUGACGGUCGUGGGAUGAAUGGGUGGCCUUCAUACACCCCGCCAGGGACAGCGACCUCUGUCGCCACCAGCGCAGGGGCAUGGAGCGGAAGCGGACGGGGAUCCCCCGUGUUCGCAAACAUGCCCCCGUUCAAGGCAUCUGAGGAUAGGACUUACUAUCCCACGUCUAGUGAUAUCGACCAGUUCACCUACAACGCGCCGUUCACGGGAUCUGGUGUGAGGGAGGGUGCGGGGAUGCCGCAGGAUACAGCGCAGUACGCACCACGACACGCAGGGAUCGAGGCGCAUGCGAAUUUGGCGGCGGGUCCGGCGACGAAUUACAUGCCAGCUGCUAUUUGGUGA
Messenger RNA from Cyclocybe aegerita, 2442 nucleotides. The record is from the annotation of a GenBank genome assembly. Lineage: Eukaryota; Fungi; Basidiomycota; Agaricomycetes; Agaricales; Hemipholiotaceae.